Molecule: messenger RNA, 6589 nt
Organism: Alligator mississippiensis (American alligator)
Lineage: Eukaryota; Metazoa; Chordata; Crocodylia; Alligatoridae
Gene: MAST1
Product: microtubule associated serine/threonine kinase 1
Exons: 27
Coding region: 346-5265 (1639 amino acids)
Biological process (GO): intracellular signal transduction; peptidyl-serine phosphorylation
Molecular function (GO): magnesium ion binding; protein binding; ATP binding
Source: RefSeq, a predicted model, not a curated record
UAUGGCAGCAGGGAGUGCCUAGGACCACCCCCCCGGGCUGGAGGAGGAUGGGAGGGGGGAGCUGGCUCCAUUCCUCCCUCCCCCCCACUCCAGCCAGGCACCGCCCCCCAGAGCCAGCUGCAUCGGCAGGGCGGCAUGGCCGGGCAGGGGGGGCCGCAGCGGGGUGCCCAGGCCGGGGGCAGAACUGGUCCAGGCGGCUGAGUCUGGGGGGAGUAGGGACCCCCUAGAGCCCCCCAAGGCCCCUCCCUUCCCCCCCUUACCCCCGGGCAGCUAGAUCGGUGCCAGGCUGGUGCGGGCGCCGCAGCGCCGGAGCCGCCCCCCCCCCUCCACCCCCCAGUGCCAGUCAUGGACGACUCAGGCAUCAUCCGGAGGCGGCGGCUGCAGAAAGACCUGCCCUUGCCCCGGAAAAGCAGCAGCUGCCGAACCAGCAACCGGAAGAGCUUGAUCCUGACGUCCACAUCGCCCACCCUGCCUCGUCCCCAUUCGCCUCUGCCUGGACACCUCGGCAGCAGCCCCCUGGACAGUCCCCGCACCUUCUCGCCCAGUGCGCCUGCCCACUUCUCCUUUGCCUCCUCCCGCAGGGCUGAUGGACGCCGCUGGUCGCUGGCCUCACUGCCCUCCUCUGGCUAUGGCACCAACACACCCAGCUCCACAGUCUCCUCGUCGUGCUCAUCCCAGGAGCGUCUGCACCAGCUGCCAUUCCAACCCACCCUGGACGAGCUGCAUUUCCUGUCUAAGCACUUCGGCAGCUCCGAGAGCAUCACUGAUGAUGAUGGCGGUGGGUGUCGUUCCCCGGCCGUGCGCCCCCGCUCCCGCAGCCUCAGCCCUGGGCGGUCGCCUUCGUCCUAUGAUAACGAGAUAGUGAUGAUGAACCAUGUGUACAAGGAGCGCUUCCCCAAGGCUACGGCGCAGAUGGAGGAGAAGCUGCGGGAGCUGGUGGGCGCAGUGGGAACAGGGGGCCCAGAGCCACUGGCUGAUGGUGCCCUCAGCUUCAUCCAGCACCAGGUGCUGGAGCUGGCCCGUGACUGCCUGGCCAAGGCCCGUGGUGGCCUCAUCACCUCAGCCUACUUCCAUGAGCUGCAGGGCAAUGUGGAGACCCUGUUGCAGGAUGCCUAUGAGCGGUCUCAGAGUGAGGAAGUGGCCCAGGUGACACAGCUGGUGAAGAAGCUGCUGAUCAUCAUCUCCCGCCCAGCCCGGCUGCUUGAGUGCUUGGAGUUCAACCCCGAGGAGUUUUACCACCUGCUGGAGGCAGCUGAAGAUCAUGCCAAGGAAGGACACCUGGUCAAGACUGACAUCCCACGCUACAUCAUCAGCCAGCUUGGCCUCACCCGUGACCCCUUCCCAGACGUAGUUCACCUGGAGGAGCAGGACAGUGGUGGCUCCAACACACCGGAGACAGAUGACUUGGCUGAGAGCCGGGGGUCACUGAGGCCCAAGAAGCCACCUGGGGAAGGAGAUUUCGAGACCAUCAAACUCAUCAGCAAUGGGGCCUAUGGGGCUGUGUACCUGGUGCGGCACAAGGAGACACGGCAGCGCUUUGCCAUGAAGAAGAUCAACAAGCAGAACCUGCUGCUGCGCAACCAGAUGCGGCAGGCAUUUGUGGAGCGUGACAUCCUCACCUUCGCCCAGAACCCCUUUGUGGUUGGCAUGUUCUGCUCUUUCGACACCCGCCGCCACCUCUGCAUGGUCAUGGAGUAUGUGGAAGGCGGGGACUGUGCCACGCUGCUGAAGAACAUAGGGGCACUGCCAGUGGAGCUGGCCCGGCUGUACUUUGCUGAGACUGUGCUGGCCCUUGAGUACCUACACAACUACGGCAUCGUGCACCGUGACCUCAAACCUGACAACCUGCUCAUCACCUCCAUGGGGCACAUCAAGCUUACGGACUUCGGGCUGUCCAAGAUGGGGCUGAUGAGCCUCACAACCAACUUGUAUGAGGGCCAUGUGGAGAAGGAUGCCCGCGAAUUCCUCGACAAGCAGGUGUGUGGAACACCUGAGUACAUCGCACCUGAGGUGAUCCUGCGCCAAGGCUAUGGGAAACCAGUGGACUGGUGGGCCAUGGGCAUCGUGCUCUACGAGUUCCUGGUGGGCUGCGUGCCAUUCUUUGGGGACACCCCUGAGGAGCUCUUCGGCCAGGUCAUCACUGACGACAUCCUGUGGCCCGAGGGGGAUGAGGCGCUGCCCCCCGACGCCCAGCACCUCAUCUCCUCCCUGCUGCAGACCAACCCGCUGCUGCGCCUUGGUGCCGGUGGGGCCUUUGAGGUGAAGCAGCAUGCCUUCUUCAAGGACCUGGACUGGACAGGGCUGCUGCGGCAGAAGGCCGAGUUCAUUCCCCACCUUGAGUCCGAGGAGGACACCAGCUACUUUGACACGCGUUCAGAUCGCUACCAUCAUGUGAAUUCAUAUGAUGAAGAUGACACAACAGAGGAUGAGCCCGUGGAGAUCCGGCACUUCUCAUCCUGUUCCCCCCGCUUCAGCAAGGUGUACAGCAGCAUGGAGCACCUGUCUCAGCACGAGCCCAAGGGUCCAGGCACAGCUGGGAGUGGCAAAGGCCGGGACGAGCGGGGGCGGCGCGAGGGACUGGGGCUGCCCCGUGACCGUGGCUGGCGCACAGGGUCCCCUGAGAUGAAGCGUCUCUCAGCCUCGGAGUCUUCGUUUGGGGAGAGUGACUCGAGCCCUCCCCUGGGUGCCCGACGGCGCUUCUCAGCCCUGCUGGAGCCUGGCCGUGGCCCCCCCGGCCCUGAAGAGCCUGAGGCCCGGCCCCGCGGCCCCCCCGGCUCUCGCAGCACCACCAGUGGUAGCCCUGGGCCCAGCCCUGCUGCUUCCCCGCCUGCCGAAGCCCACGAGACUCCUGCCCCCGACAGCCAUGCAGGAGACAUGAUCAAGGGGGCUGAAGCAGGGAGUGCAGAAGGGCAGGGCCCACGGGCUACGGACCUGGUGCUGCGCCGUGCCCGGCAUCCCCCUCUCACCGGUGAUGCUGCCCCUGAGAAGCGCAGCCCUCGCACACCUGGCAAGGUCAUCAAGUCGGCUUCGGCCACUGCCCUGUCUGUCAUGAUCCCCGCAGUGGAGCCACAUGGCAGCUCGCCACUGGCCAGCCCCAUGUCACCACGGUCGCUAUCAUCCAACCCAUCAUCGCGGGACUCAUCGCCUAGCCGGGACCUGUCGCCAGCUGUUACUUGCCUGCGCUCGCCCAUCACCAUCCAGCGUGCAGGCAAGCAGUAUGGUUUCACACUGCGCGCCAUCCGUGUCUACAUGGGUGACAGCGACGUCUACAGCGUGCACCAUGUCGUCUGGCAUGUGGAGGAGGGGGGUCCGGCCCACGAGGCAGGCCUGUGUGCAGGUGACCUCAUCACCCAUGUCAACGGGGAGCCUGUGCAUGGGCUGGUGCACACCGAGGUUGUGGAGCUCAUCCUCAAGAGUGGGAACAAGGUGAUGGUGACCACAACGCCCUUCGAGAACACGUCCAUCCGUGUGGGACCGGCCCGGAAAAGCAGCUACAAGGCCAAGAUGGCACGGAGGAACCGGCGCAGCACCAGCAAGGAGGGGCAGGACAGCAAGAAGCGCAGCUCGCUCUUCCGGAAGAUCACCAAGCAGGCCAACCUGCUGCACACCAGCCGAUCACUGUCCUCCCUCAGCCGUUCACUUUCGUCCAGUGACAGCCUGCCUGGCUCACCCACCCAUGGCCUGGGUGCCCGCUCGCCCACCCAGAGCUACCGUGCUGCCCCCGACCCUGCCUACCUUGGUGCCUCAUCCCAGAGCAGCUCCCCAGCCUCGAGCACACCAAACUCUCCAGCUGGCGCCUCACACCACAUGCGGCCCAGCACCCUGCAUGGGCUGUCACCCAAGCUACACCGGCAGUACCGAUCGGCCCGCUGCAAGUCGGCCGGCAACAUCCCGCUCUCACCUUUGGCCCACACGCCCUCACCCACACAGGCCUCUCCACCCCCGCUGCCUGGGCAUAGCGUGGGCAGUUCCCACACCACACAGAGCUUCCCUGCCAAGCUCCACGCUUCCCCCCCUGUGGCCCGGGCCCGGCCCAAGAGCGCUGAGCCACCCCGCUCACCCCUGCUCAAGCGGGUGCAGUCAGCUGAGAAGCUGGGGCCUGACAAGAAGGCAGCGCUGAGGAAGCUCAGCCUGGAGGGCACCCAUGCUGACUACCGCAAGGACUUCCAUCCACCUGAGCCCGGCCUGCACAGCCUGGCUGAGGCUGAGGGCGAGAGUCCUGGUGAUGGAGCUGCCCGGCAGGCCGGGACCCGGCGCCCAGGUCGCCAAGAGGAUCAAGCCAGCACCAUGGAGGCCAGUAUCACCAUGGAGACCCCAGCUGGCACCAAGGAGGCUUCAACAAACUCCCAGGAAGGCUCCAGCAUUGCCACGGAGACCCUGGCUGGUGCCAAGGAGGCUUUGGCCUACUCCCAGGAUGGCUCUGGCAUCACCACGGAGAUCCCAGCCAGAGCCAAGGAGGCUUCAGCCUACCUCCAGGAAGGCCCAGUUGUUGCCAAGGAGACCCCCAUCAUCGCCAAGGAGCCCCAAGUCAUUGCCAAGGAGCCCCCAGCCACUGUUAGAGAGCCCAUUAACAAGGAGACCUUGGCCAUAGCUAAGGAAGCUCUAGCCUACACCAAGGAUGGCCCGGUCCUCACCAAGGGGACCCUUGGCAAUGUAAAGGAUGGCUUGGCCCUGACCAAGGAGGUUCUGGCCUAUACCAAGCAAGGCCUGGCCAUUACCAUGGGGCAGGGAGCCAUCACCCAUAGCAGGGAGCAUCCAGGUCAUGUCAGGGAGCCUCUAGGUCACAUCAAGGAGGCCCCAUGUCAUCCCAAGGAGCCUCCAGGCCAUGUCAAGGAUGCCUUGCCAGCCUGCUUGGAGGUUCUCAGUGCCCCCCGUGAGCUCUCUGGUGGCAUUUGGAGACCCCAGGGGCUCCAGACAGAUGAGGCCUUUACCACCCCAGCUCGGGCACCCACCAAAGCACUGAGCCCAGUGCAGGAGCAUGAGCAGGGCCAGCGGGGGGUGGCGGAGGGGCCUCCACCCAUUGUGGUGGAGCCCUGGGGGGCCCCUGAGCCCCCUGUCAUCCCAGAGCAGUGGCUAGUGGAGGUGGUGGAGGAGCACACAACCCUGGGGUCCCGGGCCAAGCCCCCCAAAUGCCUCUGUACUGACGGGGCCAAGAAUGGGCUGGGCCUCCCACGCAGGACCCCAGCAGAGAGGGAGGGGCAGGGUCCCCCUGAGCCCAAUCGGCCCCUUCCCACUCCCCUGGAGAAGAAAGGGGUAUGGCACUAAGGGGGAGCCUCUUGUGGGGGCACAUGCCCCCCCACACAUUUGUCCAUGCUACUGGGACACUGGCCAGAGUGGGGAGACCCUAAGCGUGGGGGAACACAUUAGGAUCCUCACCCUUUCCACCCUUCCUGUUGUCAAGGGGGGAGGAGCCCCCCCAACUAUCCAAGCUCCCUGUCAAUGGGGAGAAGGUGUGGAGGAGACCCCUGGAUCCCUGUGUGGUCCAAUGGCUCCACCCCCUCCGCAAAUGGCAUGUCCUGUGUGUGUUAGGCCUUGUAAAGUACCUAUACAUAUAUAAAUAUCUGGUAUACAUAUAUAAAUAUAUAUGAGACAAUACCCUAUCCACUAAUGGAGCUAUACUGUGAUCACCCCCCUGCCCCAACACCCCAUGGGGGCUGCAGUCACAAACCUAGCCUCUCCGACACCCUAGUGCCCCAAAGUUGCCCCAGUCCCCAGAUCUCAUGGACAGGUGGCAGGGUAAGAGGUAGCUGCAGCUCGAGCCUUUGGGGAAUGGAGGGGGGUUAAAGUUGGGGGACAGGUGGUCAUGUCCCGUAUGACACCCCCCCCCCUCCCCCUGCUUUCCCAUGCAGUAAUAUUCAUUGUGCUGGUAACUGAGCUGCCAAAGCUGCUACUAGGCUACCUCCCAGAUUUAUCAUGUCAUUGCAAGGCAGGCUGUGACAUCACUAGCUGGCAUCAGCAUGCAGCCUGGCACACCACCCUGACCCCACCAUACCCAAUUCCACCUGUCCUCCGCCCCAGCUUGGCCAGGGUGAUGUUUCCACCCCAUGGCAUCAUCACCAGGCCACUUAUUGGCAGGAAGAUGUCACCAGGCCACUCCCAGUGAUGUCAUCGAACCCUAGUCACCUGGAAGAUGUCACCAGGGCAUAAUUGAGGCCUGCCCCACUGGUCCUCCUCAUCUGUCCCUCCUUCCCCCAUCCCUGGCACUGAUCUCUAUGCAACUGCCCAAGGCCCACAGAGCCGGUCCAUGGGCCCCACCACAUCUACAGGGGAGCCCCACCCCUUCCUCACCAUGGUGGGGGAUCCCCUGUCCUGCCCUAGCACCCCCAAACCAAGCCUUAACAGGCCCAGCAUGCAGCGGGCACCUUGCUCAGCCCCUACCCCCUAUAUACAUCCCCCCCCCACGGUUCACUAAGGGGCACUCUCCUGUGGGGGACACCAACCCUCCUCCAAACACCCCUUGAGGCACAGCACUGGGGGUGGGACCCAUAUGCAAAUAUCUGCUCCCCAGUGACGUGGGGGCAGUCUGUGUGCCCCCCCACUCCCAAAUGGUCUGAAAGGCCAUGUGUAUGAAUAAAGCCUGUACAGCACA